AUGAAUCUCAUAGCUAGCCCAAUCAUCACGUUGGCCCUCACUCCAGUAAGUGCGUCCAACGUCAAGGCCUACGACAGCCAAGGCCGCUUUCCGAUCAAGAUAAUCGACAGCUUCAAAGACACAAACAUCCAGGAAUUGCACGGCCUGCGAAACGUGGUGGGCGCUUUAUUGCUCCAUCUCCAUGUGCAGCCCAUAGAGGUCACCGAAAAGCACCACAGGAGACCCAUCGCUCCUCUCGGUGUGGACUCUGGAAGAACAGAGCUGCUGGAAGACCAUGGCGGAAUCAUGGGUGCCAGAAGGUGUCCAGUGGGAUCUCUCCUACUCUCCUUCGGCCACGCAAGCAAUUUGGAGCCAUUUCCGACCCGGCCCAUCACCAAGGAAGUUACGAUUGACACGAUGCUCGAUUCUAUUGACAUGGUCGGCCCGGUGAAGUGCAUUCCCGCACAUGCUGAUGCCGCGACUGGAGAUGCGUCUCCCAACGUCGGUGCGACUUUCUGGUUUGGCAUACUUCCCUCGAACCUCCAAAAGUUGUCCGCGUACAGCAGCAACAUUUUCCCACGCCUCUCUGCCUUUUUUCGGGACACUCAAGAGAGCUACUACCAAGCAUCCAUUCAAAACGUUCCCGUUGGCUUCGGCGAGACGGGAUUGCAGUCCAGCAGCUUGGUCGAGUUCGGUCAGAGGGGUCCAGAGUACUUCCGUAACACGCCCAACGGGUUUCUGUCCCCGUACGACACCGGUCCUCAUCUCAACACCGAUAACACAGAACAAUAA
Colletotrichum orchidophilum is the source of this 771-nucleotide messenger RNA. RefSeq lists its product as uncharacterized. The transcript is spliced from 4 exons. Lineage: Eukaryota; Fungi; Ascomycota; Sordariomycetes; Glomerellales; Glomerellaceae. Bases 1 to 771 code for a protein of 256 amino acids. The record is from RefSeq and is a predicted model, not a curated record.